Drosophila innubila is the source of this 2386-nucleotide messenger RNA. It is a transcript of the gene ida, whose product is annotated as anaphase-promoting complex subunit 5. Gene Ontology annotation, molecular function: protein binding. NCBI's taxonomy places the organism in Eukaryota, Metazoa, Arthropoda, Insecta, Diptera, Drosophilidae. Bases 48 to 2309 code for a protein of 753 amino acids. Gene Ontology annotation, cellular component: anaphase-promoting complex. The transcript has 2 exons. Gene Ontology annotation, biological process: anaphase-promoting complex-dependent catabolic process; protein K11-linked ubiquitination; positive regulation of mitotic metaphase/anaphase transition. The record is from RefSeq and is a predicted model, not a curated record.
GAGUGUUGUUGCUUUUUUAUGCCGGGCAAACAAAUCGAAAAACAAAAAUGAAUCUCUUCGAGGAGCUGGACACGUUGGAUCCCAGCUCGAAGGUGGUGCCGCCACGUAUUGAGACACCUACCCCGCACAAAAUAGCCGUAUUGAUAUUGCUCAAGCAGUAUGUGAAAGACAAAAGCAAUUCUCUGGACACGGGCAUUGCGAUGCGUCCACAAGCGCGUCGCAUGUUUUGUAUGCUAAUGUUCAAGCUGGUGCAGGAGGCGGACAUGUCCUACAACGAACUCCACAAUUUGCUCACCUCGCGUCCUUACAAACUGGAGACUCUGAUGCUCGAAUCCUUUGAGAAGGCAAUGUCCGAGUUCUGUGGCACCGCUAGCAUCGAGGCGCUGUUUGAUUUUGCGGAUAUGCAGAACAUAGAUACACUGCAUCAUGCCGAUCUUGGCGUUAGUCAGUUCAGCAUGGUUGGCGUCUAUGUGCGACGCAUUGCUGUGGUCCUGCAGCGUUUCACCUUUGCGGAGAUGAUGUGCAUGUACAGAAACAUUUGUGCCUACUAUGAGCGAGGCAUACAAGCUCUCUCCAUGGGCACACGCAAACCCAUAGCUGGCGGAAUCCUGCACAGAGCUCAUUCCCCACCGCCGGCAGUGGCCACAUCUGAUGGCUCACUAAAAGCAAAGAAGGAGGAGUUAGCUUCUAUCAGUAAUGAACGGAAUCCUCUGUGCAAAUGGGCACCCAAACAAGCCAAAUUCUUUAUUAACCAGCAAUCCGAUCUGUUGGAUCACGAUGAGAGCAACGCGCUGCCGCCCAAGGAGCUGGAGCGUAAAGUGCAGGAGAUCAUACAGGAUUUACCACUAAACACCACAUCAUAUUUUCUGGGCUACAUGAAUCAAUUGAGAGUGCGGGAUUAUAAUAAUGCCUUGUCGGCGCUGCAUCGUGCUCUGGAUCGUUCGCCAGUGCGUUUGAUGAGCCAGGAGAAGGGCUAUCAAUACUUCUGCAUCAAUCUGGCCGUGCUGCAUGCCACCUUUGGGCAUCGCGACGAGGCACUGGCUGCUCUUAGAGAAAGUAUUAUGCUCGCCCAGGAGCAUGGAGAUAAACGCAGCUUGAAUCUGGCCAAUACCUGGUACUGUCUGCUGCGGGAUGAACUGCCUCUCUCCUAUGUGCAACGCAGUGUUGCUGAUAUCAGCGAUGCGGAUGGUAAUCUCCUGCAGAACUGCACGCUGGCCCUGCACUUUGCCGUCAAACUAGGCACAGUGGCGGGCUAUCAACCGUUGCGUCUGUUUGACCUGUUGCAGCACAGCGAUCACCUGACGAAUCGCAACAAUCUGGCUAAUCAUGCCUCCGAGGCAUUGGCACUACGUAGUGCCGUCUGGUGUGCCUAUGGCAGACACGAACUAUCAGCUCUUUAUGCCCAGCUGCUGCUGUCUGUACGGGAUCGCUUCAAUAGCAAUGGCUCCGCUGGCAUGGGCAGCGCCUUGGCCAGCUUUGCCUUGUGGCUGCAGCUGCAGGGAGAGAUGCGCCUGGCACGUGUGCUGCUCCACCGGGCACGUGAACAGCUGCCACGCAUGCCCAGCGCCGAGUGCUGGAUGAUUAGCCAGUGCCAUGUCAUCAUCCAGUCGGGCAUCUAUCGCUGUCGUUGGCAUGACGCUCUCAAGGCAUGUGAUCAGCUGCAUCUGCUGGAUCCAGCAGGUUCUAUGCAACAACGUGCUGCCAUUUAUGUGGCCAAGCGGGAGUUCUUCAAUGCACGCCGACUCCUGGACAAGCUGGCGGCAAAGUCGGAGCUGCCGUUUCUCUUGCGGAUGCGAGUCCAAGUCUUGUUGGCCUAUUGCAGCUUAGCUGAGGGUCGCUUUUCCAGCGAGGCGGUCACAUUGCUGCUCCGCGUAGCCGAGGACAUGUCCGACUCGCAGAUGGACUACGAACUGGCGCUGGUGGACAUGCUGCUGGCACAGGUGCUGCUGCUACUGGGCAUGCCACAGAAGGCAUACCAGGCCAUCAAGCGCAGCAUGGAUGACAUUCACAUCAACGGCGGUCUCUAUGAGCGGGCCAAGACGGACUUCGUAUUUGUUCGCUGUCUACUUGCCAUUACGGACAUGGAAGCACGCAAGGCACAACUUUUAAAAUCUCUGGAUAUACUGGAGCGUUCGGCUCAGUCAUUUAAACAGCUGUCGGCUCAUGCCAAAGUCCUGGAUGUCUAUGUGUUCCUCGCACAGCGUUUCAAUGAGUUCAACGAGCGUGGACUGCGCAACAAAUACGCCGGGGAAUUUCGACGCUAUUUCAUGGAUCAUCCCAUACCGCGAGAGUAUCUGGGCGGGCCAUAGAUGUGAUUUAAAACAUAUUACUAAACAAAAAAGUUCUCGAUAAUAAUUAAUAAAUUUCAAAUCCUUUCAUUUUUUUA